AUGCACUCUAUCCAAGAGUACGACGAGGAGAACGUCAGCGGAGGCAACUCUACGGGGCGUGCUGAUGUCGCGUCCUUGAAACCCCCUUCCUUUGCACAAAGCGAAUUUCAAACCAUAGUGAGAAGACAGCGUCAUGGAGGAGAUCCUGAUGGUCUCAAAGUCGGCCAUCGCCACGAGCGCCAUCCGCACCUCCGGAAUGACUGGGAGUUCUCGGGCUGGGGGUCAAUGCAGUACCUAGAUAUCCCUGACAGUGAACUCUCAGCGGCGCAGUCGCGAUUCGAAGCCCCACGCCAUUACCUCAAUCGUCUACUUGCAUGUGCCGUUGCGGGUAACGACAUCACAGGAGGAGUGUUCUACACGUUCCCACUAGUUGCGGCUGCGGCGGGGGUUUAUGCUCCCAUAUGUUUGGUCUUGGCUUGCCUCCUGCUAUCGCUACUGCGACCCCUGCUGUUGGAGCUUGCAUCUGCUGCGCACCUUAAUGGGGCGAACUACAUCUAUCUUCUUCAAUUCUCCGGCAAGACGAUGGGCGUUAUUGGUGCCACUGCUACAUUAUUGGAUGCGAUCUGCACAUCUACCGUAUCUGCCGCCACGGCCAGCUCCUAUCUCUCUGGAGAGUUUACUCAUCUACCUGUAUCACCUGGAGUCAUCACCAUAGUCUUACUGAUUGGGCUGGGUCUCCUGGCCUUGGCCGGUCUACGAGAGAGUGCAUCAGUAUCCGCUGCAAUCUUUGCCUUUCAUAUUCUCACCAUGACUGUCCUCUUCAUCACGUCCGUCGUGCACUGGGCAACCACGGAUCCUCACUCGUCUGUAUUGAGAUCCAACUGGGCGACAAGACCCGGCGCAGCAGGGGACACCCUUCACUCGCUCUUCUUCGGGACGUGCAUCGCAUUCUUGGGAGUGACAGGCUUUGAAUGCACGCCCUCAUAUGUCGAGCAUUUACGUCCGCGGACAUACUCCCACGUCUUACGCGACCUCAUUAUCGGCGGCACGCUAGUCAACGGAUUGCUCUCCUUCGCAGUCUACGCAGUUCUUCCAUCGACCACUAUCCUUGAGGGCAACAACGUUCUUUCUACGCUUGCCGAGGUCUCGGGUGGAGGCAAAUGGCUGCGGUACUGGACCGUUGUUGAUGCUGUCUCCGUACUACUUGGGGGAAUCUUGACUGGCGUUGUCACGGCCGGGACGUUGCUUGAUCGCCUCGCUAAGGACCGGCUAUUGCCACAGUUCUUCCUGCUCAAGCUCCCCGUCACGGGCAGCGCAUACAUUGCCACGCUUUUCGCUCUGGGAUUAUCUUUGCUCUUAUACGUGGCAUCGGCUCUGAGCCUCGAGACCGUCUCGGACAUGUUCUCCGUAUCAUUCGUCUUUGAGCUUCUUCUGUACGUCAUCUCGACGCUUCUAUUGAAGUUCAAUCGACCACAUCUUCCUGUGUCAUACCGUGCAUCUAUGCCUACCGUCCUUUGUGCGUUUGUGGCCAUGCUUGCCAUGUGGAUUGGGAACAUAGUCGCCAACCCUCUCUCACUCGGCUUGUGGGCUGCAUCUUUCGCCGUCGUCUUCUCAGCUCUGCUUCUUGUUACUGCGCAACCUUACAUAGUGCGCCUAUUGCUCCGACUACACGGAUCUAGCCCGCUUGCAACGUAUGAGUGGACCGCGGGAUGGGCGGAGCGUUUGGUCAAAUGGUAUCGACGCAGCCGAAGUGCCCGCAUCUGCGUGUGGAUCAAGGAUGAUAAUAUCCAUACGAUGCUACAAGCGCUCUUGUCAGUGCAGAAGAACUCGCCGGACGCACGGACGGUCGUCUUUGUGCAUGCAUACUCGAACAUUGACCAUAUUCCCAGCGAACUUCACCCCAACGCCCGGCUACUUGACGAAGCCUUCCCUUCCAUCACCAUUGACCUGUCUUUCGUGCAGGGGUCCUUUGGCCCAACACUUGUGGAAGCUGCUUCAAGCAUCAUGAACAUCCCGCGCAGUCGCAUGUGUCUCAUCACACUUGGUCAAGACCAUUCGUGGUCACUGGCUGACUAUGGCGGCGUACGCGUCAUUAUGUGA
This is a messenger RNA of Peniophora sp. CBMAI 1063, 2040 nucleotides long. Lineage: Eukaryota; Fungi; Basidiomycota; Agaricomycetes; Russulales; Peniophoraceae. The record is from the annotation of a GenBank genome assembly.